This is a messenger RNA of Exophiala mesophila, 981 nucleotides long. RefSeq lists its product as uncharacterized. Bases 1 to 921 code for a protein of 306 amino acids. The record is from RefSeq and is a predicted model, not a curated record. Gene Ontology annotation, molecular function: oxidoreductase activity. The transcript has 2 exons. NCBI's taxonomy places the organism in Eukaryota, Fungi, Ascomycota, Eurotiomycetes, Chaetothyriales, Herpotrichiellaceae.
AUGGCAUCCGCAGCAGUCCAACACCCUCAGGGGCAUUCGACCUCGUUCGAGCCCUUGACGACCCAAGUCCAGGAGAACAAGGCCCCCGAAUCUCAAAAGCAUCAUGUCCAGACUGCCCUGAACUAUUACAAGGACCCUGGUGAUGGCUCCCUCCCACCGCCAUCUUAUGUGGGAAAACCCGAGACAUACGAAAGACCAGUGGCACCCCUUGAUGUGCAGAUUUACGAUGUCCGAGGGGAAGAGGACAAGUAUGAUCUCGACAGCCAUGGCUUUCGUUUCGUUCAGCACGAGAGCGUCGAGAAGGACUUUCUUGACGAUGACUUGAUCAAACAGCGCUAUUACCCCGAGGUUGAACAACUAAUUAAAGACCAGACCGGUGCAUCUCGGGUUUUCAUCUUCGACCACACCAUCCGCCGUGUCGACAAGGAUCAAGGCCGAGACCCGAACAAGGCUGUUAACCUGCGUGGGCCCGUCAAUCGAGUCCAUAUUGAUCAAAGCUACUCGGCGUCCAAGUCUCGUGUUCCUUACCAUCUGCCGGACGAGGCUGACCGGCUGCUUCAAACACGCUACCAGAUCAUCAAUGUCUGGAGGCCCAUUAAGCAAAUUCUCAAGGACCCUCUCGCCGUUGCCGAUGCACACUCGGUUCCAGACUCUGACCUCGUCCCCGUUUCUCUCAUAUACCCCAACCGCAAAGGCGAGACUUACACCGUCCGCCCCAACCCAGAACACAAGUGGUACUUCCUUUAUGGACAAAGGCCUGAUGAGGUGACUUUCAUCAAAUGCUUUGAUUCUAAGCUCGAUGGCCGCGCUAGAAGAAUCCCCCACACGGCGUUCAGCAAUCCUGCCCACGUGGAUGAUUACAAUCGUGAAAGCAUUGAAGUGCGUACACUCGUUUUCUACGAAGACCAAUCAGCUGAGUGACGGACUCACAUGGGGCAGUCAAACAUAUAAUUUAUUCUUGUGUUCUAACAAAUUGAUGAC